GAUUGCCCGCCGCCGGGGGACCCGAGAGCGCCCCUUCCCAGGCGGCCCCUUCCGGCGCCGCGCCUGCCCUCGCCUCGCCCCGCGCCCGCAGCCCGGUCCAGCCUGAGCCAUGGGGCCGGAGCCGCAGUGAGCACCAUGGAGCUGGCGGCCUGGUGCGGCUGGGGGCUCCUCCUCGCCCUCCUGCCCCCCGGAGCCGUGGGCACCCAAGUGUGCACUGGCACAGACAUGAAGCUGCGGCUCCCUGCCAGUCCUGAGACCCACCUGGACAUGCUCCGUCACCUCUACCAGGGCUGUCAGGUGGUACAGGGCAACUUAGAGCUCACCUACCUGCCUGCCAACGCCAGCCUCUCCUUCCUGCAGGACAUCCAGGAAGUCCAGGGAUACAUGCUCAUCGCUCAUAACCAGGUGAGGCACGUCCCACUGCGGAGGCUUCGCAUCGUGAGAGGGACCCAGCUUUUUGAGGACAAGUACGCCCUGGCUGUGCUGGACAACCGAGAUCCUUUGGACAAUGUCACCACCGCCCCAGGCAGGACCCCAGAAGGGCUUCGGGAGCUGCAGCUUCGGAGCCUCACAGAGAUCCUGAAGGGAGGAGUUUUGAUCCGGGGGAACCCUCAGCUCUGCUACCAGGACACGGUUCUGUGGAAGGACGUGUUCCGCAAGAAUAACCAGCUGGCCCCCGUGGAUGUUGACACCAAUCGUUCCCGGGCCUGUCCACCCUGUGCCCCAGCCUGCAAAGACAAUUACUGUUGGGGCGAAGGUCCUGAGGACUGUCAGACCCUGACUGGUACCAUCUGCACCAGUGGCUGUGCCCGAUGCAAGGGCCGGCUGCCCACCGACUGCUGCCAUGAGCAGUGUGCCGCAGGCUGCACGGGUCCCAAGCAUUCUGACUGCCUGGCCUGCCUCCACUUCAACCACAGUGGCAUCUGCGAGCUGCACUGCCCAGCCCUCGUCACCUACAACACAGACACCUUCGAGUCCAUGCCCAACCCUGAGGGUCGCUACACCUUCGGUGCCAGCUGCGUGACCACCUGCCCCUACAACUACCUGUCUACGGAAGUGGGGUCCUGCACGCUGGUCUGUCCCCUGAAUAACCAAGAGGUCACCGCUGAGGACGGAACACAGCGCUGUGAGAAAUGCAGCAAGCCCUGUGCUCGAGUGUGCUAUGGUCUGGGCAUGGAGCACCUUCGAGGGGCCAGGGCCAUCACCAGCGCCAAUAUCCAGGAGUUUGCUGGCUGCAAGAAGAUCUUUGGGAGCCUGUCAUUUUUGCCGGAGAGCUUUGAUGGCAACCCGGCCUCCAGUGUUGCCCCCCUGAAGCCUGAGCAGCUCCGAGUAUUCGAAACCCUGGAGGAGAUCACAGGUUACCUAUACAUUUCAGCAUGGCCAGACAGCCUCCAUGACCUCAGCGUCUUCCAGAACCUUCGCGUCAUUCGGGGACGAAUUCUUCAUGAUGGCGCCUACUCACUGACACUGCAAGGCCUGGGGAUCCGCUCGCUGGGGCUGCGCUCACUGCGGGAACUGGGCAGCGGGCUGGCACUCAUUCACCGGAACACCCAGCUCUGCUUCGUACACACUGUGCCUUGGGACCAGCUCUUCCGGAACCCCCACCAGGCCCUGCUCCACUCUGGGAACCAGCCGGAGGAGGAGUGUGGUCUCAAGGGCUUGGCCUGUAACCCACUGUGUGCCCAAGGGCACUGCUGGGGGCCAGGGCCUACCCAGUGUGUCAACUGCAGCCAGUUCCUUCGGGGCCGGGAGUGUGUGAAGGAGUGUCAAGUGUGGAAGGGGCUCCCCAGGGAGUACGUGAGGGACAGGCACUGUCUGCCGUGCCACCCCGAGUGUCAGCCUCAAAACAGCUCAGAGACCUGCUUUGGCUCGGAGGCUGAUCAGUGUGCGGCCUGCGCCCACUACAAGGACUCCUCCUUCUGUGUGGCUCGCUGCCCCAGUGGUGUGAAACCAGACCUCUCCUACAUGCCCAUCUGGAAGUACCCGGAUGAGGAGGGCAUAUGCCAGGCGUGCCCCAUCAACUGCACGCACUCCUGUGUGGACCUGGAUGAACGAGGCUGCCCAGCAGAGCAGAGAGCCAGCCCGGUGACGUUCACCGUCGUAACUGUGGUGGGCACCCUGUUGUUCCUGGUCAUAGUGGUGGUCGUUGGGAUCCUAAUCAAGCGAAGGCGGCAGAAGAUCCGCAAGUAUACCAUGCGAAGGCUGCUGCAGGAAACUGAGCUAGUGGAGCCGCUGACGCCCAGUGGAGCCAUGCCCAACCAGGCUCAGAUGCGAAUCCUAAAAGAGACGGAGCUGAGGAAGGUGAAGGUGCUUGGAUCGGGAGCCUUCGGCACUGUCUACAAGGGCAUCUGGAUCCCAGAUGGAGAGAAUGUGAAAAUCCCCGUGGCCAUCAAGGUGUUGAGGGAAAACACAUCUCCUAAAGCUAACAAAGAGAUUCUAGAUGAAGCAUAUGUGAUGGCUGGUGUGGGUUCUCCGUACGUGUCCCGCCUCCUGGGCAUCUGCCUGACAUCCACAGUGCAGCUGGUGACACAACUUAUGCCCUAUGGCUGCCUUCUGGACCAUGUCCGAGAACACCGAGGUCGCCUAGGCUCGCAGGACCUGCUCAACUGGUGUGUUCAGAUUGCCAAGGGGAUGAGUUACCUGGAGGACGUUCGGCUUGUGCACAGGGACCUGGCCGCCCGGAAUGUGCUGGUCAAGAGCCCCAACCACGUCAAGAUUACAGACUUCGGGCUGGCACGGCUGCUGGACAUUGAUGAGACAGAAUACCAUGCAGAUGGGGGCAAGGUGCCCAUCAAAUGGAUGGCGCUGGAAUCGAUCCUUAGACGGCGCUUCACUCAUCAGAGCGACGUGUGGAGCUAUGGUGUGACCGUGUGGGAGCUGAUGACUUUUGGGGCCAAACCUUACGAGGGGAUCCCCGCCCGGGAGAUCCCUGAUUUGCUGGAGAAGGGUGAACGCCUGCCUCAGCCCCCCAUCUGCACCAUUGACGUCUACAUGAUAAUGGUCAAAUGUUGGAUGAUUGAUUCCGAAUGCCGCCCGAGGUUCCGGGAGUUGGUAUCAGAGUUCUCCCGCAUGGCGAGGGACCCCCAGCGCUUUGUGGUCAUCCAGAAUGAGGAUUUGGGCCCAUCCAGCCCCUUGGACAGUACCUUCUACCGUUCCCUGCUGGAGGAUGAUGACAUGGGUGAUCUGGUGGAUGCUGAGGAGUACCUGGUACCCCAGCAGGGGUUCUUCUGCCCAGACCCUGCCCCAGGCACCGGAAGUACGGCCCACCGCAGGCACCGCAGUUCGUCCACCAGGAGUGGAGGUGGCGAGCUGACACUGGGCCUGGAGCCCUCGGAAGAAGAGCCCCCCAGGUCUCCACUGGCUCCCUCAGAAGGAGCCGGCUCUGACGUGUUCGAUGGCGGCCUGGCGGUGGCGGCAACCAAAGGGCUGCAGAGCCCCUCCCCGCUUGACCUCAGCCCCCUCCAGCGGUACAGCGAGGAUCCCACCUUACCUCUGCCCCCCGAGACUGAUGGCUACGUUGCUCCCCUGGCCUGCAGCCCCCAGCCCGAGUAUGUGAACCAGCCAGAAGUUCGGCCUCAGCCUCCCUUGACCCCCGAGGGUCCUCUGCCUCCCGUCCGGCCUGCUGGUGCUACUCUAGAGAGACCCAAGACCCUCUCUCCUGGGAAGAAUGGGGUCGUCAAGGACGUUUUUGCCUUUGGGGGUGCUGUGGAGAACCCUGAGUACUUAGCACCCAGAGAAGGCACUGCCUCUCGGCCCCACCCUUCCGCCUUCAGCCCUGCCUUCGACAACCUCUAUUACUGGGACCAGAACCCAUCAGAGCGGGGGUCUCCCCCAAGUACCUUUGAAGGGACCCCUACAGCAGAGAACCCCGAGUACCUGGGCCUGGAUGUGCCAGUGUGAGGUCACAUCAGCAGAGGCCCUGUUGUACCUUCCGAGUGGGGAAGGCCUGACUUGUCUCCAUCACCGCAGAGCGGGAAGAGGGUCCUCUGGCCACAUCACACAUCCAGGACAGCUGGCUAUGCCGGGAACCUGUCCUAAGGAAUCAUCCUUGCUGCUUGAAUCCUGUGGUUAAGAGGGGGCCCUGGCCGGAAGAGACGGCACACUGGACAGCCUCGGAGGACUGCAGACCCCGCCCUGGCAGACUGUAGGGUGCAGUGGGUAUCACUGCUCCUCACCAGGCCCGGCUCUCUUGGUUCUGAGGACUGAGGGAAGCUCAGCCUAGAAGGGAAGAGGCCCCAAGGGACUAUCCUGGAAACAGGACUUAGACAUGUGCACCCCAAGAGGGGGGCUGCACCUGGCAUCCAGACCAAUCUUUGUACAGAGUGUAUUUUGUUGUUUUUACUUUUUUUUUUUUUUUUUUUUAAAGAUGAAAUAAGGACACCGUGGGAGAGUGGAUGUUCUAUGGAGGUUAGGGAGUGGUGUCCCUCUUUCUCUUCGCGGUGAGAUUUGUAAAAUUAGCUGGGCUCCAGCUUAUGUCUGGGAGCGGUUCCAGGCCAGAGCUUACUGCUCACCUGACUCACAGCUGUCCCUGGAGUGAGUGUGUAGAGGUCCUCCAAAAGUUUGAAGUGGUUUGGCGCUGGGGUUGAGGGACUGGGAAGUUGGGAUUCCUUUCUGGGCGCCUUUUGGCACACCGUCAUUCCAAGGCCACCCCCAGAACGAGGUCCUUUCCUCCUAGUGGGAAAGUGGAGUUGGGGGAGGGGCAGGGAGCAUGUCACAUGACUUGUUUUCCUUGCCUUAGAGUGAAGUAUCCAGAACAAGCACACCCACUAGGUGUUAACAGGGCCAGACUGACCCGUGGGCUCCCCUCCAAGGCUGGACAUAAACACACACCAGUUGGCAC
Messenger RNA from Psammomys obesus (fat sand rat), 4840 nucleotides. RefSeq names its product erb-b2 receptor tyrosine kinase 2 (gene Erbb2). The record is from RefSeq and is a predicted model, not a curated record. Gene Ontology annotation, biological process: positive regulation of kinase activity; neuron differentiation; positive regulation of cell population proliferation. NCBI's taxonomy places the organism in Eukaryota, Metazoa, Chordata, Mammalia, Rodentia, Muridae. The transcript is spliced from 27 exons. Gene Ontology annotation, cellular component: signaling receptor complex; basal plasma membrane. Bases 136 to 3900 code for a protein of 1254 amino acids. Gene Ontology annotation, molecular function: ATP binding; transmembrane receptor protein tyrosine kinase activity.